Messenger RNA from Punica granatum (pomegranate), 1360 nucleotides. NCBI's taxonomy places the organism in Eukaryota, Viridiplantae, Streptophyta, Magnoliopsida, Myrtales, Lythraceae. The record is from RefSeq and is a predicted model, not a curated record.
CCACAUUGUUCAUUCGUUCAUUCACCUUUCAGCUUAAUGGGUUCAGUCAAGUCUUCUCUCCAAGAGGAAGAGGACGCCACUGAGGGAUCUCCACUUGGUUAGCACUUGAACAAGCAUGAACGAAUCAUCCCCUCCUCCGAGCACGUAAUUUGACCCUUUUGUUAGAAACUUUGCCUUGAUUCGGUGGAAGUGAUCCUGCAGCUUGUUGGCCAUGGAUAUCCAGGACUGGGAGCUGCUCCCUGUUGAUGGGUUUCUCGAUUUCCAUGGCGAUGGCGAGGUGAAGCUUUACUCCCCGAAGCGGAAUUCUCACUCAAAAAGUGUUCUUGAUUCCGAUUAUUUCAGAUGCCCAUCUCCCGACUCGUGGAAGCUCGUCGAUCCGCCGGGGAACCCUAGGUCUCAUAACCAGUUCGUCCCCGUUGGGGUCCAGUUGGACCCGGAAGGUGAUGAAGCGAAAGAAGUCACCAAACUUCCGAUCGAUGAGUCUGUGGUCACUGCGAAAGCCGGAGCUCCCGACAUGGAAGCUCUGCGUGGAGCGGAAGAUCAAGACCCUGUAUCCCAAGUUUCCUUCAAGAAAACGAAGGAAGCUAAUGAAUUUGCCGACAUGAAAAUGGACUUGUCGCCGAGGUGCGGCGGUGUCAGAGGAAUUGUGCCCCCCAUCGAAGCCUUCUACUUCGGGGAGAGGGACGAGGCCGAUGAGAACAAUAUGGAAGGACCAAUCUCCCCGAGGAUAAAGCAUGGGAAGAGGGAGAUGGUGAAGAAGAUGGACCCUUGUGAUGGGGUGAGCUGGGAAGAGAGCAAAGGUGGGCUGAAGAUGUGGAAAUGGGGGUUGUCCGGGAUCGGGGCUCUUUGCUCCUUCGGUGUCGUUGCUGCUGCCACUUGCUGUAUUCUCAUCCUCGGCAGCCGCCAAAACCACCCGAAACACAACGUUAGGUUUCAGAUCUACGCCGAUGACAAGAGGAUCAAGCAAGUUGUUCACCAUGCAACCAAGUUGAAUGAAGCAAUAUCGGCGGUGAGAGGAGUUCCCGUCACAGGAGCUCAUAUCACUUUCGGUGGUUACUACGAUGGGCUCUAAUCUGAAGUUGGUGUUCGUAAGUAAAAUUAAAUCCUGAAAGCUGCAGGAUGUCGUCUCAUAUUGCAUAUAGAUCCCAGUCCUUGCCUGAUCGAUGCAGCUCAAAUCUGUACAUGGUACUACUCCAUUAAGUUCUUGCAUAAGGAAACAUAUAUAUAUAUAUGCUUGUAAAUAUUCUAUUAGUUCUGCUUAAACGGGAUUCUGUGUCGUUUGUAUAUGUAAGUUGAACAUCGUUUUAUGAAUUGUGUGAUUAUGUAAAAUUCCCGAUCUCCGAACAGAUCCUUGAUAGAU